This is a messenger RNA of Paramecium sonneborni, 1104 nucleotides long. The record is from the annotation of a GenBank genome assembly. NCBI's taxonomy places the organism in Eukaryota, Ciliophora, Oligohymenophorea, Peniculida, Parameciidae.
AUGGGUGGAAGUAAUAUCACAAUAAGACUUAGAGAAAUUGCAAUCUCAAGGUGAGUUUAAGUUGAUAAAAAAUGAAUAUGAUUUUACAUCUGGUAAGAGUGAUACAAACUUAAUUGAUAAGGAAUUAGUAGUUAAAAAUUAGGUAACAAUUAGAUUGUAUAUAAUUGAUUGUUCAAAUUUACCACCAAAAGAUUAAGAUUCAAUGUCUGAUCCCUAUUUAAAAAUAAGAUUGGGUAAGGAAUAGAUAGAUGAUGUGGCAAAUAGAAUUACAGAUAAUUGUAAUCCCUAAUAUUACAAAAGAUAUGAUAUUACAACAGAAUUACCAGGAGCAUCUGAAUUAAUAAUUCAAGUGUGGGACUACGAUGACUUUAUGCCUGAUGAUUUGAUAGGAUAAACAAUAAUUGAUANAAAGGAAUUAUGUAACCACUUAUAGGAUAAUUCUCUAUUGAUCUAAAAUUAUAGAAAUUAAAAACUUUAAAAUAAAUUGAGGAAAAAAAAGAUAUAGCCAGAAGAUUUCUUAAUGGAACACUAUAAGUAGAUUCUAAUGUUAUAUAUUUACCAAGUCUAGAUUAAGGAGUUGGUAUCAAGAUGGGAGCAUUAUUAUAAAUGGCAUCAGGAGAAUAACAUAAUGAAGAUAUCAACAAUUUAUUAACUUAAUUGGGAAUCCUUAAAAAUAAUGCUAUUUAUAUGGAUUAAAUUAUUAAAUAUAUAGAUUAUGAUAAAAAUUAAGAAGAAGGAAUAUUUUAUGAAGUUGAUCAACCUAAUAUCAAAUACUAUUUACCAUUAGGGUAUGACACUUAAAUUUAGAAGGCUUAGUUGUAUCUAUAGAAAAUGAAAUUAGGAGGUUAAAAAAUACAAAACAAAUCUUUAAAUUAAGUAGAAAUUUAAAUAAACUCUUCUCAGAAAGGAUAAUAAGGAUUGGUUAAAUCAAAUAUUCACUAUCGUUUAUGCUUACCCUGUGCAUUGGAAGAUACUUUAUUUAUGUAAUAGAAGGUUUUUGAUGUAUUCCAAUUGAGAAAAGGAAGCAUUAAUUUGAGGGAAGUGGAAAGUAUGGCUGAAAUAAUUUUGGGAGUCAAAAGAAUUAAUAGAAUACUGGAAAAUUGA